Myotis daubentonii (Daubenton's bat) is the source of this 5313-nucleotide messenger RNA. RefSeq names its product ubiquitin specific peptidase 3 (gene USP3). Lineage: Eukaryota; Metazoa; Chordata; Mammalia; Chiroptera; Vespertilionidae. The record is from RefSeq and is a predicted model, not a curated record. Gene Ontology annotation, cellular component: nucleus. Gene Ontology annotation, biological process: protein deubiquitination. Gene Ontology annotation, molecular function: cysteine-type deubiquitinase activity; zinc ion binding.
UAGUCAGACCACCGCACACCACGCAGGAUCAAUCAGUCUUGUGAGUGCGAGUGCUCGCUGGCCGCGGUUAACACCGUGGACCGGACCGGCGUGUCUCCUCCUGGAGCCCAGGGGCUCGGGGAAGCCGAGGCCGCCCCGGGCGGCAGAGUUGAGAAAGUCAUUUAGGAGCGCAGUUUGACUCUGGGCCACCCGCGGGGGAGCUCCGGCGCGGCAGGACCCCACCCCGCGGAGUGGCAGGGGGCGGAGCUGGGCGAUGGGGCGUGGCCUGUCCAGGGGAGGGGCGUGGCCGGCCUGGGAAGACGGAAGCCCCCGCCUAGGGGUGGCGGCAGAACCCGGAUCCCGGAGCGUCCAGUUCUCCGGAGCGGGGCUUCUGGAGACGGCGGGCGAGAAAACCCGGCGCCCGGAAGCCUUUGCUUUCUUUGACGCAAGGGCUCGGGACGCAGCCGCCUUCGGCCGAGCGCCCAGCGAGGAGCGACCCCAGACGGAGCCUUAGGAGUCCGUCCGCCCCCACCUCGCCCGGACCCCGAGCCUCGGUCCUCCUCGCCGCUCUCCUCGUGGCCAUGGAGUGUCCGCACCUCAGCUCCAGCGUCUGCAUCGCUCCGGACUCAGCCAAGUUCCCCAACGGCUCCCCGUCGUCGUGGUGCUGCAGCGUGUGCCGAUCCAACAAAAGCCCCUGGGUCUGUUUGACUUGUUCAAGUGUCCACUGUGGAAGGUAUGUGAAUGGCCAUGCAAAGAAGCAUUAUGAAGAUGCACAAGUACCCUUAACCAACCAUAAGAAAUCAGAAAAACAAGAUAAAGCUCAGCACACAGUGUGUAUGGAUUGUAGUAGCUACAGUACAUACUGUUAUCGCUGUGAUGAUUUUGUGGUUAAUGACACCAAGCUGGGACUGGUACAGAAAGUCAGAGAACACUUGCAGAACUUGGAAAACUCAGCUUUCACAGCUGACAGGCAUAGGAAAAGAAAACUUUUGGAAAACUCAUCACUAAACAGCAAGUUACUAAAAGUAAAUGGAAGCACCACUGCCAUUUGUGCCACAGGCCUUCGGAAUUUGGGGAACACGUGUUUUAUGAAUGCCAUCCUUCAGUCACUCAGUAACAUUGAACAGUUUUGCUGUUAUUUCAAAGAACUGCCCGCUGUGGAGUUAAGGAAUGGGAAGACGGCAGGAAGGCGAACAUACCACACCAGGAGCCAAGGGGAUAACAACGUGUCUUUGGUGGAAGAGUUUAGAAAGACACUCUGUGCUUUAUGGCAAGGUAGCCAAACUGCAUUUAGCCCAGAGUCCUUAUUUUAUGUUGUUUGGAAGAUUAUGCCAAAUUUUAGGGGCUAUCAGCAGCAGGAUGCCCAUGAAUUCAUGCGCUACCUUUUGGACCACCUGCACUUGGAACUCCAGGGCGGUUUCAAUGGUGUUUCCUGCUCACCAAUUCUGCAGGAGAAUUCUACCCUGUCUGCAAGUAACAAAUGUUGCAUAAAUGGAGCAUCUACAGUUGUCACGGCUAUAUUUGGAGGCAUUCUCCAAAAUGAGGUUAACUGCCUUAUAUGUGGGACAGAAUCUAGAAAGUUUGAUCCAUUCCUAGACCUUUCAUUAGAUAUUCCAAGUCAAUUCAGAAAUAAGCGCUCUAAGAAUCAAGAAAAUGGACCAGUUUGUUCAUUACGAGAUUGUCUUCGCAGUUUUACCGACCUAGAAGAGCUUGAUGAGACAGAGUUAUAUAUGUGCCACAAAUGCAAAAAGAAACAAAAGUCCACUAAAAAGUUUUGGAUUCAAAAACUACCCAAGGUGCUAUGCUUACAUUUGAAAAGAUUUCAUUGGACAGCAUAUUUAAGAAACAAAGUUGACACAUACGUAGAGUUUCCACUGAGAGGUCUAGACAUGAAAUGCUACUUACUAGAGCCUGAGAACAGUGGCCCUGAGAACUGCCUGUACGACCUCGCCGCUGUGGUGGUGCACCAUGGUUCCGGGGUGGGUUCUGGACAUUACACAGCAUAUGCAACUCACGAAGGCCGCUGGUUCCAUUUCAAUGACAGCACUGUGACGCUGACGGAGGAAGACACCGUGGUGAAGGCCAAGGCCUACAUCCUUUUCUACGCGGAGCGCCAGGCCAGAGCUGGGCCGGAUAAACUUUAAUACCUCCUCUCAAUCGUUACUCGUCAACUAUGCCGGACAAACAUUUCCAAUUUUCCGUAAAUACUUGAUCCAAGAUUUAAUUUCAUUAUGCACUUUUCAAUUUCCUAUUUGGGGUUUAGUUUUAUUUUGUCAAUGGUAGUGAACAUGGGCACCAACUAAUUUUUUUUUUUUUAGUUCUACCAGAAAACCUCAGCAGAUAUUUUGAUUUGCUGCUUUAGUGGUAAUAAUUCAAUUUUUAUAUGUGGUUCCAAGAACUUAGUUCUAUUGGACGUUUUUAUAUUAAUGUUUCAGUUCUCACUUUGAGGCACAUUUACAUCAAUGCUUCGUUGCUCUCACAUGCUGACAGUAAGGCAUGUUCCUGAUGGGAGAGCACUGCGGCUGCCUGCUGCUCUGCACAGCUGUGCCGGAGUCCAGGCUGACUCUGAAUCAGGAAUCGCGUGCGUGUGUGGUCUGGCCCAUGAGGUUUCAGUGACUGCUCAGGAACCAUCCGUUCUGCUUGUAAAGGUAACGGCAUCACGAAGUAGACCAGGGAACGGAGCUCUUGUCUUUCUCAAGGCUGCUGUUCAUCAGCACGAACUAAAUAACUUUGUUGGUUCAGUGAUAUCUGUACUGCAAAUUCAAGAAUUACUCUGUUGGUUUUUAGGUUUUGAGGUAUAUUUUUAAUGUGUGUUUUCAUGGAGAAGAUAGGAGUACAGAAAAGACCAAAUGCAUUUAGUGUUUAAAAAAUCCUCUGACUCAGCUACAUGGUUUUGGUGCUCCCGGUGAGAUGCGAACAUGGCUUUGUUUGCAUCAGCAUCUGUUCCCCCAUUCACUGUAGCCCUGGGGAUAACUGCAUGCUCACUGUGGUCUUACUUCGCCUAACUCCAGAGUUUAUUUUGACCACCUACUUCUCAGGUAACACUGUGGGCCCUGCUUCUACAGAAGGAAAUGAGUCUUUAUGGCCCUAUUUCAUUGGCCUAUCCAACUUAGCAGAGCAAGUUGAAAGUAUUCUCACUUUGAAUAAGUAGUUUCUAUCUCUUAGUAGUCUCUCUAAAUUUUCAGGAAAAAUUGGUACAAGCACUAUUCAAAUUUAACCCAAAUUGAAAUUUGGAACUAGAAUCCCAUGUUAAAUCCCACAUUCCCUCAGAGCAGAUCAUAUCCACUAAACCAGUGGUUCUCAACCUUCCUAAGGCCGCGACCCUUUAAUACAGUUCCUCAUGUUGUGGUGACCCCCAAUUUCAUUGUUACAAAUUGAACAUAAUUAAAGCAUAGUGAUUAAUCACAAAAACAAUAUAUAAUUAUAUAUGUGUUUUCCGAUGGUCUUAGGCGACCCCUGUGAAAGGGUCGUUCGACCCCCAAAGGGGUCGCGACCCACAGGUUGAAAACUGCUGCACUAAACACUUCUUUUUUUAAAAAAAUCUAAUUGGCUUUAUUCAACAAUUUGUGAAUCAGGUAGCAUCCCACCAAGUAAAUAGAAAGGUGCUCCCAUCCGCUAACACUUCAGCAUGACCAGGAGCAAACGGAGAUCAUGUCUAACCCUGACCUACCCAGGACAGUGGUCAUAAGCCACACAUUUAACUAAAGUUAAAGAACGCAGUUCUUCAGUCACUCCAGCACGUGGCAUGGGACUGCGCAGACCAAGACGUUCCAUCAUUUGUAGUUUUCUCGGACGGUGCUGGUCUAAGUUUUCACUCCAGAGAAAAAAAGCUUUGCCGUCAUGUUUAGGUCUUACAACUUAGUCUAGAAGAUAAUUAAGAGGAACAUAUUUAAAAUAGUUCACAAUGCUAAAUUACACUAUGUGAACCAUGUGAAAUUGUUUUUGAUCUACAAAAAUUAGUUUCACUUAAUUUGAUCUAACAUAUCAAUACCUUAAUUUAACACCACUCUGAUCUUGCUGAGCAUCUCUGAUGAACCCAGGCUUUUCUACUGUAGAAGGUGCACAGCUGUAACUUCUAGCAUCCGCACGCAGGUCGGGAGUCUCCCAGUGGGCAGCUGCCAUUGCUUCAGCAGUAAAGCCUUGGGCAGUGUUGAUGGUGAUGGGGAAGAGCUGUAUUUUUAUACCAGAUGGAAUCUAGCAGCAGACUGGAUUACAACAGACCACUUGUUGGGGGAAGUGGUCCUCAGACAGGCUGGCACUCUUGGCUCAAAAGAUGCACACAUCUCUUUUGAAUUGCUGUAGUAUUUUUAUUGCUUGAUUUUACUUGAGCAGAACUGUUUGAAUAUCAUGAAGGCUCUUUGGAAAAGUGAUUGGACCCAUUUGAAUUGUGCGCUUACUGCCAGUGAUGUAAAUGUGCCUGUUUGUAUUUUAAAAUUUAACUGUGUAGCCUUAUCACACCUCUUAAAAGCUGACCUUUUUGUGCUCUUCAGGGCUUUCCCUGUGCCACGCUCUCUCGGGCUUGUGUGGCUCCUCGCUCAGAGCUUCUGCGGAGGCCGGGCCUCACGCCGCCAUGUGGCUCCUUGGACGAGAAACCUUUCUCAGAAGUCCUCCCACCUCGGUGGGUGAUAGAACAGUUUGUGGCAACACAAAUCUCUCUCCAUGGUGGAGAAACCUUUGCUAAUCCACUGUAUUCUACUCAGUGUAUAGUGAUGACAAAUGUAACAGAAUUAAACCAGUCAAGUGUACUGGCCCUGGUUGAGUGUUAAAUGUGUAUCUCACCUGUGGAACCUACUCAGCAGCCUGGUUUCUGGGGUUGGGAACAUACUUAUUUCUUAAAGCCAAACCUCUCCUUCAUUGGUUUAGUGUACAUGCGUCUAUUUAGAUUUACUAACCCCACUUCAACCUCCCCCUCCCCUAACCUCUCUCACGUCCCCUCUGUUGCUGAAGUGGCCUCUUCCCUCAGGCCCUGGAAAAGAGCAUGAACCGUCUGUUCCUGCAGCCGGGGCAUGGGUCGCCGUGACCGCAGUGCAGCCACAGGAGGCGCCCACAGCAUGGGGAGAGGUGGGCGCGGGGCAGUGUCAUGCUGUGGCCCAGGUCCCUGCUCGCUGCCUGGAUGCAGCACCUCCCCCUCAGGUCAGAGUGUGCUGGACUCCAGACCGCCCUCCGCACGUUGGCUGUGCUAUAAUCAUUUGCCAUUAAAACCUAGUGUGUAUGAUGCCGAGAGGAUUAAUUGUGCAAGUGACUGAUUUCAUUUAAAUUGUAAUCACAUCCCUUUUCUGCUUCACCAACCUGAACUGUUUUAUGGAAAGUAUCAUUAAAAGUCUGGUCUCUUUC